CAAUGGGUGCGGAGCGCUGGACGUGAAGGCCAAUGGAGCUGCGGGAGGGGGCGUGUCCCGGGUGCCCCUGGCGCCAGUGCCGGGGAUCCCCGUGCGGUCAGUGGCGUUUCCGCUCGGGCAGCGGGCUGAGUGAGCUGCCGCCGCCGCCGCCGCCGCCGUCGCCGCCGUCGCUGCUGCCGCCGCCGCUGGGGGAGGGGCGGCCUCCGCCCGCCAGCUUUCUCACAGACUCUCGCGCAGCAGCAGCAGCAGCAGCAGCAGCAGCAGCCGCCCCGCCAGUCCGCCCACACUCCCUCCCGUAUUUCCCCCCUCUCCGCCCGCGCGCCCGCCCUCGGUUCGCUCCGCCUUUCAGCCCCUACCCCCCACCCCCACCUCACAGGCUCGGGCCAUCCCCGGCCAAGAAACACCGCGGCGCUGCGCUGGGCCUAGCUCGAGUCCUGCUCUCCCCGGCAGUGCCGCACACCGCAGCCCGGGCCCGGCCCGGGCCCCCCGCGCCUGGGAGGGACACAGCAGAUCUUGUUCAUCAGGAUUGCAUCAUCUCUGGGAGAAUGGCCAAGGUCCGCAGCCCCGGUACAAAGACAGUCUGAAGCAGAUGAGGCCUGUUCUUUUUCUGAAGCGGCUCUCCUCUUCCUGCCAGUCCUCUUCACAGCAUUACUGAAGCACAGUUGUUCUGAAUUUCUUUCAUUGGAUUGGCUCUUCACUGGACUCUGUCUCCCAGCUGCUUCCGGCUCACCUGGCUGAUGCAAUUUCUUUCUCUGAAAUCUCUAUUGGAAUUGCUCUUAUAAUACUUUUUGUUUAUUUUCUCUGGGAGUGGCCAGAAAGAUCAUGAGUUUUGUACAUUCAGUAAGUCAUGUCAGAAUGACAGUAGCAGAGGCUGUUAGCCAAUAAGGAAGAAUCCUGUUCUAAAGGACAGGGGCAACUAUCAACAUUUUCUGGCCUGUUCUUUAUAACUGCCUUCCCCAGUAUGAUGACUCCUCGAGAGUGUUCAGUCCUAAGAGAUGUGCUGGUUCUACAGCCGGAUCAGACAACUGCCUGUGGCUCCAUGUGGAUUCUGAUGGAUUCUUCUGGGAAUAGUGAUGCUGAUGAGAAGUUCAGAUUCUGCUACAGUCAUGUUACCCUUACUAUAUACAUGUACACUCCCUUUCUCUCCUUUUCUCUGUCCUUUAUUCUUCUUUUAUUGCUUAUCACACAUAAUGGAUACUAUUCUCUCUGGUAAUUUUCAUUUUUCUGCUUCAGUACAUUACUUCUCUUGCACCUAUUCUACCUAUAACCAUCAAAAUAAAUGUUUUAGCCUUUGUAUUUUGAGAUUUUGACACCAUUCUGAUUGAACUGUUAUUACUUUUCCCUAUUUUUUUUUGCUUAUUUUUAAAAAAUUUCUUAUUUAUUUUUGGCAAUUCUGAAGGUGCUUAUGCUUUUGAUCUUCUCAUACUUUUUAUCCUCUCGGCAAUAGUUAUUUUUAAGGUAUACUGCGUCUGCCCAAUUUUAAGAUUAGGAAAUCUAUAAAUAGAAAUAAAAUAUAUUUCAUCUGUAAUGCAUGAUCAUUGAAACCUGGUGAAGACCUCUUUAAUAUGCUGUAUUUGAGUGCAGGUAUUAUUGUGAUGAUUCUGACUAGUGUUAAAUUUGGCAGAUUAUGGGGGGAAACACUGUUCUUUAGAGGGCUUUGGUUUACUGAAAAGUGAGCCCAUUUUGAUUCUGAAAGGAAGAAUCAAUUAUUUUCUCUAAAAGCCCCGGUCACCUGCUUUUCUUUCUUUCAUUCUUUUUCUUUUUUCUUUUUUUUUUCUU
Phascolarctos cinereus (koala) is the source of this 1779-nucleotide messenger RNA. RefSeq lists its product as uncharacterized. NCBI's taxonomy places the organism in Eukaryota, Metazoa, Chordata, Mammalia, Diprotodontia, Phascolarctidae. The record is from RefSeq and is a predicted model, not a curated record.